Messenger RNA from Penicillium maclennaniae, 795 nucleotides. RefSeq lists its product as uncharacterized. The transcript is spliced from 2 exons. The record is from RefSeq and is a predicted model, not a curated record. The coding region runs from base 1 to 795 and encodes 264 amino acids. Lineage: Eukaryota; Fungi; Ascomycota; Eurotiomycetes; Eurotiales; Aspergillaceae.
AUGCGUGCUCGAGGCUUUGGGGCUCGUUUGACUCGAUCAGACCAAGAUGGAACCAUAUCACACCCGGAGUUGGUGACGGAAGCCGACGCUAGUCUUCGUGCUGAUGCACCAGACUUUGUCCCGGGUCCACCAGCAACAAGCACACUUGUUCCACCAUCGACAGCAUCUACCAAAGGAAAGGGUAAGACUAAAGCUAAGCUCCCGCCUAAGCCUCACAAAGUCACGACCAAGUCAACAGCCGGUGACAUCGCCACUCGAAUUCAUGAAGACAUUGCUCACAACCUCUAUGAGUGUCCCAUCUGCACGAGCGAACUAGGCCGACGAUCUAAAGUUUGUGGUCCACCAACGAAGGAGCCGCCGCUCAGAGGAAUUCUCGACAGCAAGAUGGCGAUGAGCCUGUUUCUCCUCGUGCCUGGCGUUGCCCUGGAUGCAAUCUCUCUCAUGAAAUAUACCCAUCCACCUAUAGCUGCUGGUGUGAAAAAGAAGUCGAUCCUAGACCCCUCCCUGGUCUGCCUCCACAUUCAUGCGGUCAGACAUGCUCACGGCCUCGUAAGGGUUGCCCGCAUCCGUGCGAUACAACUUGUCACGCAGGUCCUUGUACUCCUUGUACAUCGAUGGGACCAACUCAAGAUUGUUUCUGCGGUCGGAAUUCAUCUACCAAACGAUGCCAGGAUACCAACUAUGAAGAAGGAUGGAGCUGUGGUGAGGUCUGUGGUGAUCUCCUCCCAUGUGGCGAACACACUUGUCCCCUUCCGUGUCAUGAGGGUUUGUGUGGUGCCUGCGAGGUCUCGAUAG